This is a messenger RNA of Vicia faba (fava bean), 1611 nucleotides long. The record is from the annotation of a GenBank genome assembly. NCBI's taxonomy places the organism in Eukaryota, Viridiplantae, Streptophyta, Magnoliopsida, Fabales, Fabaceae.
AUGCUGAAGCUUGAUAAACAGAACUGCGCUCAACACUCUGAUAAAGACAACAACAGUUCAUCAUCACUUAAGCAGAGUCAGAAUGAGCCAAAGCCAGAACACGCUUUAAGUAGCAACGAUGGAUACACGCACCCUGUGAAUGCAAGCGGUCAGAAGAUUGAUAGGAAAACAAUGUCUGACCAACAAAAGCGUGACUUCAAGAAUCACCACAAGGCCAGAACCAUCCUUCUCAGCGUCAUCUCUUAUGCUGCAUAUGAAAAGAUCUCCAACCGAGACACAGCAAAGAACAUGUUUGACUCACUCAGAAUGACGCAUGAGGGCAACGUUCAGGUCAAAGAAACUAAAGCUCUGGCGCUCAUUCAGAGGUAUGAGGCGUUCAAAAUGGAAGAAAGUGAAUUCAUUGAAACAAUGUUCUCAAGAUUCCAGAUUCUAGUAGCUGGUCUCAAGGUUCUGGACAAAGGUUACUCUACUGCUGAUCACGUCAAGAAAAUCAUCAGAAGCUUACCCAAGCAGUGGAGGCCAAUGGUUACAGCUCUGAACCUAGCAAAAGAUCUCAACAAAAUUUCUCUAGAGGAACUUAUCAGCUCCCUCAGAAGUCAUGAGAUAGAGCUAGAAGCUGAAGAACCCCAGAAGCAAGGUAAGCCUUUAGCAUUAAAAUCUAACAAAAAAUCUGAGUCUAAAGGUUUGCAGGCAGUUGAAGAAACAUCUGAUGGAUCCUCAAUAGAAGAAGACGAACUCCCCCUCCUCUCCAGAAGAGUGAAUCAACUGUGGAAGCAGAGGCAAAGAAAGUUCAGGAAUCCCAGAAGAUCUGAUCAGAACGAGCCUUCUUCUAGAUAUAGAAGGACAGAUUCUUCUUCUGGAUACAGAAGAUCUGAAGGCUCCUCAGGAAGCAGAAAGCCAAACACCAAGGACAUCAUCUGCUAUGAGUGCAUUGAGCAAGGACACUACAAGAGUGACUGGCCAAAGCUUCAGAGGGAAAAGCCCAAAAAGAAGUUUGGAAGAGAAAAGAAGAAAAGUCUCAUGGCUACAUGGGAUGACUCUGACACGUCUGAAGCUGACUCAGAAUCAGAUGAUGAGAGAGCAAACAUAGCUCUCAUGGCCAACAUUUCAGAAGAUAGUGAAGCUUCUGAAUCAGACUCAGAAUCAGAUACUGAAGAGGUAUUUCCUGACUUUGCUGUUAAUUUUACCAAGGCUGAACUUGCUGAAAGCCUUAAUGAAAUUCUAGAAAGGUAUCAGCAGAUUAGAGUUAAAUUCAGAGACCUGAAAAGGAAUCUUGAAUCUGACUCUAAUAAGACUGAGAGUCUUAAAUUGGAGAAUUCUGAGCUAAGAAUUAAAAUUUCAAAUUUAGAAAAUACUUUACAAAACUCUCAUAAGGAACCAAUUUCUGAAACUCCCAGCAACGCUGAUGAGAUCAUCAAGGAGUAUGAUCACAGUUUCCAGAAGUUCCUUGCUAAAAGCAUAGAUAUAAGCAAAAUGGCUCCAAUGGAUGGUUGCCUUGUCAUUAUGGAAUUUAGUGUGUUGUCGAUAUUUUUGUUUCUGCAAUGGAUGGUAGCCUUGUCAUUAUGGAAGGUAGUCCGUUGUCAAGAAUUUUCUUACUCCAAUGGAUGGUAG